AUGACGAAAUUGAGGCUGCUAAUCAAGAUCAAACCAACAAAAAAAAAUGAGAUAAUCUCUAAGGACACCUCUGAAUUGUCAAGCAAGCCUUCAGCAAAGCUCGCUCUCAAACAAAACCAAUUCGAAGUUGAACAAUAUUUCCAAAAUAAUUACAAGAAGCUUACCUCUACGUGAAAGCAAAAAAAUUUUGUUUGCUCAGAGGGAGCUGUUUUAUUCCUAAAAAUGGAAAUAAAAUGUAAAUAAAUUCAAAAAUUCAUGUCUUAGAUAUAAGCUAUUUAAAAUUAAUAGAAUUAGCAAAAGAAUUCAUUAUAAUAAUAUUACUUAUUUAUCCCAUCCUUUAUGUGAGUGAACAAAACUAUUGGAAAAAUACCAACCUCUGUUAGUAGAUAAAAUUAUUUAUAAAAAAUUGUUAAUAAAAAAAAAUAAUAUAUAAAUGAUAGAUAUUAUAGUAAAAUCUCUAGCUAAUUUGUUGAGUUUUAAAACCAAUUGCAUUUUAAAAUAUAAAUUUUAUAAAUUAAAUUAAUUUUUGCUUUCCAAUUUAUGCUAAAUUUAAAACAAAAUUGUUUGCUUGCUCACGGAUGGGGGAGCUACAAAAAUUUUUUGCUGGAAUUUUUCUAGUAACUUUAUUAACUUAUCAGAAGUUAGCAUUUUUUUCGCCAUAGUUAUUUGCAUAAAUAAUUUGCUGACUCUUUGACAUAUGCUUUAUCUAAUUAAUGCCUUAUGCAUUUUAGUCACAAUUUUUAUUGCUUCUGCUAUUUGCCUACAUUACUUUGAAGUAAAGACUGGAAUAUGAAUUUUGCUACCUCUUUUAAUCUCUAUUUGGUUCUUUAGUGCAAAUAUUCAAUUACCUAACUCCCCACCUCUUCAUGUGCAAACAAAAAUAUUUUCUUUGUUUAAUUGUUUUUUUAAAAUUUAUAUAUAAUUUUAUAUAUAAUUUUAUAUCUAAUUUAUUUUUCGAAAUUUAAAAAUCUUAAUUUGAAAAAUUCAGCAAAUUGUUUAGAUUUAAUAGAUAUUAAUACUAAUUAUCACUUAUAUAUCAAAAUUUUUUAUUCAUAAAAAAUUUCUAAUGGAAGGUAGAUUUUUGCCAUGAAAAUAAGGAUUUUUCCAAUAGUUUUGUUCACUUCUGAAGGGGAAUAAGGAAAUUUUCGGUCUAUUUCCGGCUGAGAAUAUUCUAUUAACCAGCUUUAAGGAAAUAUAA
Molecule: messenger RNA, 1198 nt
Organism: Blepharisma stoltei
Lineage: Eukaryota; Ciliophora; Heterotrichea; Heterotrichida; Blepharismidae
Source: the annotation of a GenBank genome assembly